AUGACAGAGGGGGCAGCGCGUUUAUCGCGUGACAAAUGUGAUAUUGCAAUAAAUUGGGCUGGUGGUUUACACCACGCCAAAAAAGGCGAAGCCAGUGGGUUUUGCUACAUCAAUGACAUUGUUCUGGGUAUUCUGGAACUUCUUCGGUACCAUGCGCGGGUUUUGUAUAUUGACAUCGAUGUGCAUCAUGGAGAUGGCGUAGAAGAGGCAUUCUAUACUACAGAUCGUGUGAUGACGUGCUCGUUUCACAAGUACGGCGAGUUUUUCCCUGGAACGGGCGAGCUUCGGGACAUUGGAUGCGGUAAGGGUAAGCAUUAUGCAUGCAAUGUUCCACUGCGCGAUGGGAUUACCGAUGAGUCGUACCAAAGUGUGUUCCGGCCAGUAAUCCAGCGCAUUAUGGAGAUCUACCAGCCAUCGGCCGUUGUUCUGCAAUGCGGUUCAGAUUCGCUAGCAGGUGAUAAGCUCGGCUGUUUCAAUUUGAGCAUGCGUGGACAUGCGAGCUGUGUCGAGUUUGUCAAGAGCUUUGGACUGCCACUAUUGUUGCUAGGUGGUGGCGGUUACACGAUGCGAAAUGUGAGUCGAGCGUGGGCGUAUGAGACUGGCUUAGCCUCUGGCUAUCAACUGAGCUCAGAGCUGCCUGUGAAUGAGUAUUACGAGUACUUCGGGCCUGAGUACCGCUUGGAUGUAGUGCCAAGCAACAUGGAGAAUCUCAAUACGCGUGAAUACCUAGAAAAGGUCAAAGAGCAGGUAUUUGAAAAUCUGCGUCACAUUGCACCAGCACCCUCUGUUCAAGGUCACGUUGAGCCGCGCCUAGCGCAUGAUAUGGCUCUGGAUGAUAUGGGUGCACAUGAUGAUGCGGCGAAUCCUGACAUACGCACAACUCAAGACCAAAAGGACCGACGGAUCCAACGCGAGACGGAACUUGACGACUCGGACGACGAAGGCGAAGGUGAUCGACGUGACCGACGGUCUUGGAAAGACGAGAAUGACAUGGAUAUUGUGGACGAACCAGCCACAACAUCAGCGACAUCAGCAACACUACCAUGUGGUCCUUCAACGGGAAUGCCUCCUGCACCGGUAACUUUGCAGCAACCAUCGACGAGCAAAAUGGAGUCAGAACCUGCACAAAUGUCUCCAGUCAUGUCUGGAUCUACAGCAACGGCAGCCCCUGACCAGGCACCAUCAGUCUCUCAUGCGUCCUCUCCCGAUUCUUCAGUACAGGGCAUUGCUGCUCCCUCUGCAUCUACCCGCGGCGCCUAUCCUACACCUGAUAUGACCAACGAUGCUUCGGCACAAGCAGUCGAUGGCAAGCGGUCACCAAAAAACUAG
This is a messenger RNA of Malassezia globosa CBS 7966, 1329 nucleotides long. RefSeq lists its product as uncharacterized. The coding region runs from base 1 to 1329 and encodes 442 amino acids. The record is from RefSeq and is a predicted model, not a curated record. The transcript has a single exon. Gene Ontology annotation, molecular function: histone deacetylase activity. Gene Ontology annotation, cellular component: nucleus; Rpd3L-Expanded complex. Gene Ontology annotation, biological process: negative regulation of transcription by RNA polymerase II. Lineage: Eukaryota; Fungi; Basidiomycota; Malasseziomycetes; Malasseziales; Malasseziaceae.